Messenger RNA from Phytomonas sp. Hart1, 492 nucleotides. The record is from the annotation of a GenBank genome assembly. NCBI's taxonomy places the organism in Eukaryota, Euglenozoa, Kinetoplastea, Trypanosomatida, Trypanosomatidae.
AUGGAUAAAAACGAUCGUGAGGACAUUCGAAAAGGCGUGGCAGGGGGGAAUUCCUACCUCCAAAACCUCUCCCUUUUUUUAGGGUCGCGCGAGGAGGAAAAUCAAAUGCUGCGAGAACUACGCACGGCGCGUCACUCAAGCGGGAUACUUUCCCCGCAAUCACCUGACGGCGUCGUUGGGGAAGGAAUGGGUGCGGCGCCGCCGUUGGGGUGGAGCUCGCGGAUGCUUUCAUUGCUGGCGAAUCCAACCCACCACACAGCAUUCUUUGAGGUGGGGGAGGGAGACGCGCGCACGAGUAAAGACGAUCAGCGUUUCCACGCGUAUUUAAAGCGGAUCACGUGGGUGGAGGAGCAGCGCGGGGCGGAACAGACCUGGGGCACCUUAACGGCGGGCGAGCGGGUGAAGGCGGAGCUCGCGAACACGAUGAGGCGACGCGCGACCUUCCACCGCACGCGUCCCAAAACACGGGGGGACGAAGAGGAAGAAUCUUGA